Postia placenta MAD-698-R-SB12 is the source of this 1023-nucleotide messenger RNA. RefSeq lists its product as hypothetical. The transcript has 4 exons. Bases 1 to 1023 code for a protein of 340 amino acids. NCBI's taxonomy places the organism in Eukaryota, Fungi, Basidiomycota, Agaricomycetes, Polyporales, Adustoporiaceae. The record is from RefSeq and is a predicted model, not a curated record.
AUGUCGUCCAUUCUCCCCGACACUACCAACCCCGCGACCCUCCUCAGUAAACGUUUCCGCCCAGAGGACAUCCCCGACCUUUCCGGACGCGUCGCCAUCGUCACCGGUGGUUCCGCAGGUAUUGGUUACUACGACGCGCUCGGCCUUGCGCGGGCCAAUGCACGCGUGAUCAUCGUCUCCGCGAAUCAGGAGCGUGGCAAGCAAGCCGAAGCAGACCUAAACAAAGCGCUCAAGGAGUCGAGCUCGACGGGCAAGGUCGAGUGGCACGGCGUGAAUUUCAGUACCCUAAAGGACGUCGACGCGCUAGCAAAGAAGCUCGCUGAGCAGGAAGAGCGACUCGAUAUCCUGAUCUGUAACGCGGGCGUCGGCCAGGCGCCGUAUGCUUUGACGAAUGAUGGGCUAGAGCGGCAUUUUGAGAUAAACAACCUCGCACACUACGUCUUCGUGCUGCGUCUCUUGCCGCUCAUGAAGAAGACAACGCAGAUAGCGCCCCCCACAACGGUCCGCAUCGUAAUGCAGAGCUCUGAAAUGCACCGCGUGGCGCCAAGCACGACAAGGUUUUCGAGCAAGGAAGAGAUCAACAAAAACGGUGAUGGCGCCAUGCUCUAUGGUCGCACAAAGCUUGGCUUGAUUUAUUUCGCGCGCGAGCUCGUGAAGCGAAAACUCACUGACCUCCCUCCUGACCGCCCAAUCCUUGCGAUAUCUGUCCACCCAGGCACAGUAGACACUGACGUCCAGAAGCAGUGGACGGAGUCGUAUGGCGUGAUCGGCAAAGUCCUCGAUGUGCUCUCCCGUGCGGUAGGUAAAAGUGCGGAGGAAGGCGCAGAAUCAAGCUUGUGGGCGGCAACAAGCACCGAUAUAUUUGAAGGGAACUGGAAGGACCAUCAGGGCAACUACUACUCGGAGGCGUACGGCAAGCCGGGCACAGAAAGCAAGCUUGCUCAGGACAGCCAGGUCUCAGACAACUUCUGGAACUUCUGUGCGAAAUUGACCCAGGAGCUUUUGGGUGAGCAACUUGAAUGA